CUUUGGUGCUGUUCCCUUUUUUGUUAUUGAUAUAUAUAUAUGUUGAAGGUGGCCGGUGCUCCGGACCCGUUCGAGGCGGCAAGUGGCAACGGCGGCGUCGGAGGAAAUUUUCAGAUGCUGACGGGGACGUCUAAACGGGGCAUGGCUGGCAGGCGCAAGGUGGACCUGUCUUCCCUGAAGAGCGGCGGAACCAUGGCCGGGGGCGUCGCCCCCGGGGGUCGGGGUGAGGAUAGCGGGGGGGUACGGCGAAUCGUUGCCGAUGGACUGGGCGGUUUCACGAUCGCGACGGGGCCGGCGGCGGCGACGGCAGUGGUGCCGACAACGGUGUCUUCAGGUGGCACCCCUCUCCUCGACCUUAGUGGUGAAAGCCCGGAAAUGGCGUCGCCCCCGGAGCAAGAGCAGCAGCGCGGGUGGACCAACAACAACAAGCGCCUACGGGUUGUUGGUGGUGGCGGACGGCUCGGCGCCGCUCCUGUUUUGCCAUCGGCGGCAGCGACGACGGCGGCGGCGGACAUCCCGGCGCUUUAUCGCGAGGCGGAGGCGUGCGUCAUCGCCGGAAAAAAGAAAAAAGGCGGCGGUGGCAAAGGAGGAGCGGGAGUGGCGAACGGGAAAAAGAGCUCCUCCCAGAACAUUCAGCAGCCGAUUAGGGGUAGCGCGAAAUGGGGCGGCAAGACGAUGGCGGUAUCGAACGGCGGGGGGGGAGGGGAGCGGUCGCUGGAUGAGUUGAUGAGUGGCGGGCUCGCAGCGACUCGGAGAUGAUAAAGUGUGUUGCGGGAUUUCUCUCGUCAGUCUCUCCUUCGCGUGUCUUGGCAGCGGAGGGCAUAUGUGCAACCGUUGCUAAUAGAGCUGCAUGGCGUGCUUCUCCCCAUAUGCACGAGGGCUCGAUUUAUUUCUUGUGGAAAACCCGCUUUAUAGCUUGGCUGUUGCUUGUUGUGCAGCAUGGCGUGCUACACACCCGCGUGGGGUGAUUGCGGCUUUUGUUUACCUUCUGGGACCGCGACAGCUUGCUGACGUUCUACUCGAUGAGCGCAAAGCCUUCACGGCAGGGCGCAUGUAAGGAUGUUGUUCAACGAUGUUGCAGAUUUGCUUCCCCAUGGACGAUGGUGGGACGCGCCCCCUAGUAGGCGGCUAACGUUCCCCGGGAGUAGUGUUGGAAGGCGGGCAUUUGCUCGGUUGUGGUGUUUGUCUCGAUGGGACAAGACAGGUGGCUCCGGUUUCGUCUGGUCUUGGACGCGGCCUUGACCUUCAUCGUCUGUAAAAAUCAUGCUGUGUAUGUUAGGCUACUUCACGCGUUCAACGCCGGCUGGUUGUCUGUAACAUCACGCGCGGUGUAUCUUCGGCUACAAAGCGUGCUACACCGGCCGCUGCCGUGACCUUCUCCUACGACUAACUCCUCAAGGAAGGGUUGACUGAACAGUUUUCGAGUCUUGAGCCUAAUCUGGCUGAUUGCCUUUGAAACGUCGAAAAAGACUUGCUGCGACUUUCUGUGUGCUGGUUUGUUUAUUUUUGCUGUUCGCGGAUGGCCAGAGGGGUGGUUGGGUUGGUUGCCCAUGAUGAUUGUUAUUGUCCGUGGUGUGCUCGUUCUGCUUCGUCGCCUUGUCUGUACAACCACGUGUGGUUGGUGUAACGGUAAGCAGGGGCGCAAGUUAUGCUUUGUUUCGCCGAAAUAUGGAGACGAACAGGUUCGAUAUAGGAGCAGCUUUUGGCGAGUUGAGGAGGUUAAUCACGCCUGGACUAAAAGUUCUCUGCUGGCCCUUAGCUGUCGUUCGCCUCGGCGUGUUGUAGUCCGAUUAUUUCCACGUGUAUGUGAGAGCGUAACGUUUUCUUCUGGAUUAGGUCGGGUAGCAUGAGAAUGUCGAGAGAGACAAGUUACGAAACACUGCGGGCUCGACGGCGAAACAAGGGAGAGCGCGCCCUCGCUCUUGCUCUCUCUUGCGUGCGUCGGCCGAAGGGUCAUAAACAAUAAUUUUUCGUCUUAUC
Ectocarpus sp. CCAP 1310/34 is the source of this 1980-nucleotide messenger RNA. The record is from the annotation of a GenBank genome assembly. Lineage: Eukaryota; Phaeophyceae; Ectocarpales; Ectocarpaceae.